Molecule: messenger RNA, 4071 nt
Organism: Pleuronectes platessa (European plaice)
Lineage: Eukaryota; Metazoa; Chordata; Actinopteri; Pleuronectiformes; Pleuronectidae
Gene: dnajc6
Product: DnaJ (Hsp40) homolog, subfamily C, member 6
Exons: 18
Coding region: 57-2984 (975 amino acids)
Biological process (GO): clathrin-dependent endocytosis; synaptic vesicle uncoating
Cellular component (GO): intracellular membrane-bounded organelle; cytoplasm; vesicle
Molecular function (GO): clathrin binding
Source: RefSeq, a predicted model, not a curated record
CGCGUCCUCCGGGUGCCUCCUUUUGUCUUUUAACUCCUCAUCUGUGUCGGUCGGUAAUGAGCUUGCUGGGGGCCUACAAGAAAAAGACCAGUUACGAUGGCUAUGAAUCUUUGCAGUUGGUCGAUAGCGCCGGGGAGAGCUUCAGUGUCGGCAGCGGCGCAGGAGGAGGAGGAGGAGGAGAAGGAGGAGGAGGCGGCAGCGGCGUACCCGGAGGCUCCAUAGCGGCCACACUUGGACCGAAGGCGGGCCCGCUGAGAGAGGAGGACUGCAGCACCAUGGACAGCUCAGAUAUGGACGCCAAUUCCAGCGGCGGACUGCUGGACAUGGUGAAGGGAGGAGCGGGGAAGUUCUUCAGCAACUUCAAGGACAACCUGAAGGACACGCUGAAGGACACCUCCACCAAGGUCAUGCAUCAGGUUGCCACGUACACUAAAGGGGAGCUGGACAUUGCCUACAUCACGUCACGCAUCAUAGUAAUGACAUAUCCAGCGGAGUCGGUGCAGAUCGGGUAUCAGAACCACGUGGAGGACAUCCGCUCCUUCCUCGACAGCCGCCACGCCGACCACUACACUGUGUUCAACCUAUCACAGCGCAACUACCGCGGCGCCAAGUUCUCCAACAGGGUCUCAGAGUGUAAUUGGCCGUCUCGCCAGGCUCCCAGCCUCCACAACCUGUUUGCUGUGUGUAAGAACAUGCACAACUGGCUCAAGCAGAAUCCCAAGAAUGUGUGUGUCAUCACCUGCUCGGAUGGUCGGGCUCUGUCGGGCGUCCUGGUCUGUGCCAUGUUCUGCUUCUGCCACCUCUUCAACAACCCGGUUCCUGCCAUGCAGCUGCUCAGCGCCAAGAGGCCGGGAUCGGGCCUCUGGCCUUCGCACCGCAGGUACAUAGGUUAUGUGUGCAGCAUGGUGUCGGAGAAGCCCAGUCUGCCCCACUCCAAGCCGCUGGUGAUCAAGGGCCUCACCAUGAGUCCGGUGCCCGUCUUCAACAAGCAGCGCAGCGGCUGUCGGCCCUUCUGUGACGUCCUCAUCGGAGAGACCAAGAUCUUCACCACCUCACAGGAGUAUGAGAGGAUGAGAGAGCACAGGGUCCAAGAAGGGAAGGUGGUGUUCCCUCUGGGCGUAAGUGUGCAAGGAGACGUCGUGGUUUCCAUCUACCACAUGAGGUCGACCAUUGGAGGACGUCUGCAGGCCAAGACGUCCAACACCCAAAUCUCUCAGAUCCAGUUCCACACUGGCUUCAUCGCUCCUGGAACCACCGUGUUACAGUUUAACAAGCCCGACCUGGAUGCAUGUGACUCUCCAGAGAAGUAUCCCCAGCUGUUCCAUGUGAUCCUGGAUGUGGAGGUUGAGGGGGUGGACAAGCAAAAGGACCUGACGCCCCCGUGGGAGCAGUUCCCCUGUAAAGACCUGAACCCCAACGUGCUCUUCUCCUGCCACCAGGAACACCAGGACGCGCUGGCUAUCGCUGAGCCGAGCCGGCCCCCCGGGGGUCCAGAGGGUCGGGGCCAUGGCGAGGAGAGUGAGCCCUCCGACGAUGAGAUGCUGUCUCUCUCCAGCCAGCGCAGCAACGCCAGCGGGCCCCCCCAGAGACCUGACCCCCCGGCCCACAUGUCCGCAGCUCCUGCAAGUGAAGAGGUGGAUCUCCUCGGCCUGGACGGGGACGAGAUGAACCGGCCGGCCUGCCCUUCGUCUCAGCCCCCGUCUGCCGCGGCCACCGACCUUCUAGGGGACUUGUUCGGGGCCCCGCCUCAGCCAAGCAGCGGGGCCUCAUCUGCCCAGUCCACUCCGCACAAAGUCCUCCCCAACACCGCCUCGCCAUGUCACUCUCCUGCACCAGCAUUCGAUCCCUUUGGGGCAGGUCCGAUGCCGAAGCCUCAGGACGUGAUGGGCUCGUUCCUCGGACCAGGUAACGUGGGGCAGCCGGACCCCUUCCUGCAUGCUGCUCGCUCUCCGUCUCCCACCCUGCAGCCCACGGGCCUGGGUCGGAGUUCCCCCGUUCCGCCCGCCAACCCAACCGUCAACAUCCAGCAGCAAAACGCCAAGGGAGGAUGGGACUGGAACCGACCGGCCACCACAACCACAGGAGGAGGCUUCAGUGUGGGCAACUGCUCAGCUACCACCAGCCCCACAGGCUCCCUGAACAACACCCCCACCCACCAGACAAAGCCCAGCACCCUGGACCCGUUCGCUGACAUAGGCAACCUCGGGGGAAGCCUCGGAGGAGGUUCUGGCUUCUCCAGCAAACCCACCACCCCAACUGGAACGGCCCCCUCUUUCCCUCCCAUGGGCUCCCCAUCACGGCCUCCUCCGUCUCCCCAGCACGCGGGAGGGUGGCAGGCUCAAGCAGGAGCCGGCUUCCCCUCUUGGCAGCCGGGUGCAGCAGGGGGCGGAGGGUGGCCCGCUCAAGGACAGGUGCCCCCCCCGCAGCCAAAGCCCAGCCCCAGCCACACCCCCAUGGCUCACACGUCGCCUCAGAACCGACCCAACUACAACGUCAGCUUCUCUCCGAUGGGAGGAGGCUCACCCAGUGCAGCGGUUAAAGCACAGGCGGCCAUGGGUUCCAAGCCCAAGGUCUUAAACGCCAACUUUGACGACCUCCUGUCCGGUCAAGGCUUCGCAGGGGCCAAAGAGAAGAAAGGGCCCAGGACCAUUGCAGAGAUGAGGAAGGAGGAAAUGGCCAAAGAGAUGGACCCGGAGAAAAUAAAGAUUCUGGACUGGAUCGAGGGGAAGGAGCGCAACAUCCGGGCCCUUCUGUCCACCAUGCACACCGUGCUGUGGGAGGGGGAGACGCGCUGGAAGCCCAUAGGCAUGGCCGACCUGGUCACCCCGGAGCAGGUGAAGAAGGUCUACCGCAAGGCAGUGCUGGUUGUCCACCCAGACAAGGCAACGGGACAACCGUACGAACAAUACGCCAAGAUGAUUUUCAUGGAACUAAAUGACGCCUGGUCAGAAUUUGACAGCCAAGGACAAAAACCUCUCUACUGAGUGAACAGAGGAGGGAAACGACCGAGAAGGAGGAGGAUUCAUCUCAUCCUUAAAAAAAAGAAGUCCACAUACGACAGCCACACCCUGCAACAUCUGCCUUUAUACCCGUGCUUUGACCCGUACUUCUGUUCUUACCACACAAACCUGCAGAGGAGACAAGUGGAUCUGCAGAGAUAACAGAGCCACCAGUGCUCGGACCAUCAUCUGGACAAAUGACCCCCCCAAACCCCCCGCUCGCCCUGUAGCUCUUAUGUACCUACCUACUGUUUGUAUGUGGUGCAGCAGUGUCCUUCCUCAGUGUCCAGUGUCCUUAGCCCAGAACCAAACCACCAAUCAGAGCAGAGUCACCGGGACGGCUUGAACAACACGGCAAUGUCCGAUUCUGAGGAGACGGCGAUGAAAACAAAGAUGAAGGACACGCUAGAUAUGAGAAAAACUCAUCAAGGGACUGAACUGAACAUGCAUUUCACAGACCAGGGCAACUGCAACCAACAACAGGCAUUAACCCCCUUUUUUUCCCGUUUGUGUGACAGUUGGAACCAUGAUCAGUUCUGUUGAAUCAAAUCAAGUCUCUCAUGAAACUGAAUGAUCCCACAAAUGAGACAGACAUGAAGCCAAAUGUGUUUUCCAUCCGAAAUAAUGUGUUUGGAGGAAGGAAAUAACAAAUAAUCAUUAAUAUAUGAAGCAUUACGGGCGUGAGAAGGAAUUAAAGCAACAUGAUAAUUAAAAAAUUCAUGACACUAAGUAAAAUAAAACGUGCUUUUUCUUAACAGUAAGACAGAAAGCUGCAGACAUCUCAGUGUGAGCCGCUCGUCACGGCGGUGUCUGAUGUCAUCGAGCCUCGCGUGUUUCUGUAUCUGCAGGGAAGUGGGUGUUGUAUGUUUUAGGAUGAGCACAUGUAGAGUUCCACACGUGAAGCACCUCGAGGCCUCGUGCAUAUACUCGCUUGUACGGUAACGCAUUUCUGCAAAGGGAGCUCGGUGGAAGCACAAACUGACGAAGGGGAAGCCAGUGUUAUUUAUUUAUUAACUCAUUCUGUUCUCGUUGUUGUUGUCGGUCCGAGGAAGAGUUCAGGAUUUUGGGGCCG